AAGAAUACAUUCUCACGCCCGCUGUAGAGAUUUAUGAGACGACUGGAGACACAAAUCGAGGUCACUCAAAGAACACUUCCUUUUAGUUGACACCAGCGAGUGUAAAGGGACAGUGAGUGCUACUAGCCGACACUUCACAGCAAUAAACUGUAUAGAAGACCGCGGAAGGGCACAGCAUGCACUCUGGAUGGUCCAUCUGUUUGUCCUACAGCCAAGUACUCUGUAUAUGACUAAACUUUGAAGACAGAUGUGCAUUUAGUGAAACCUUAUCAUCAAUCCCCCCCCAGUACAUCCAUGUGUAUAAUUUUCUUCAAGUUUGACCCCCGGCCUGCGUCCAAAAAUGCCUACAGGCUAAUAUUGGCUGCAAACAGAGAUGAGUUCUACAACAGGCCGUCCAAAGCUGCAGACUUCUGGGGGACCAACAGUGAGAUCCUCAGCGGCCUGGACCUGGAAUGUAGUAAGGAGGGAGGAUCAUGGCUGGGGAUCAGCAAGUGGGGCAAGCUGGCUGCAAUCACCAACUACAUGGAAGGACGUCUCAACCCCGAUGCACAAGGAAGAGGAUUUCUAGUGUCUAACUACCUGAUGGACAAGGAUCUGGACUGCUACUCUUACCUGAAGAAGGUGUCGACAGAAAGCCACCUGUACAACGGCUUCAACCUCAUCACCGCGGAGUUCAAGGCCAAACAAGACACUGUGUGUUACUAUGGAAACAGAGGCAGCCCUGAACCCAUCCAUCUAAAAGCAGCAGGAAUCUACGGGUUGAGUAAUUCACUGCUGGAAACUCCAUGGAGGAAACUGCUGCAAGGCAAGCGUCACUUCACCAGCGUUGUCAGCGACCAGUCCCUGUCCUGCGACGGACUGGUGCAAGAGCUGCUCAGCGUCCUCAACAAUGAGGAACUGAACACACCUGAUCCAGCUCAGGAGAGCCAGGGUGAUGGUUUAAGCAAGCCAGCGAUCCAGGCUCAGUCUGCAGUGUGUGUUCGCACCCCUCAUUAUGGCACAAGGACCAAUACAAUUAUCCUGAUAGACGCAGAAGGCAACGUGUCCUUCACAGAGCGCACCAUGCUCAACUGUGACACAAGCAAAUGGAGCACCAGUUCUUUCCAGUUCAAACUGCAGGCGUAAAGACAUGAUGGAGGAAACCCACUCUGUGCCUUUCUGCAUUACCUUUUUUUAAAUGUGUGCUAAUUUAAAAGAUUGCCAAAGAAGAUUUAUAAUUUUGUAGAGGAAAAUUAUUUUACCCACAUUUCACAAAACAGCAGGGUUGGGUUGCUUCAAAAAGUCUAGUCCAGUACAGGUCGCUGGUAACCUGCUUUAAAAUGCAACCAUUACCGUCGAGAUUAAGAUUAUUUUAAUGCAAUCUAAUUUAUUCUUUUUGGUGUCAUAUUUUUACCUAUACAUGUCGUGGAGUGAACAUACACUUUAUGCACAAUUUCCAAACUGCAAUUUUAAAUAGUUUUUUUGUUUCACACAAUGGGAAAACGUUGAGCCACCAGUAUUUUUCUAGAGAACGUGUAAUCUGAUUUAGGUUUACAGUUACUGUCAUAGAUUAGAGCUACCAACUACGUUUUACAUUUCUGAUUACUGUAACUCCAUUACAGGUAAUUCAUGAGUUACAUCCCAACCCUGCACAACAGUAGCCUGAGUGUUGGUUACAACAGAUGUUGAAUGCAAACCGUUUCAGGCUCUGGAUCUCUGACCACUUCCAUAGCUGCUUGAAAAUAAAACAAUUUUUUUUCCAAACAAUCACAUUUGGCUUACCAUGUAAUGAUUGUUGACACAAACACACUGGGAGGAAUUCAAUUUUUUGUUGAAGUGACCACAUGUGUUGAUUCACCUGCCAGGAAAUUCCUGCAUUUAAUGUAUAUCAAAAAGAGAGCUGGUUCUUCCUUUUA
This is a messenger RNA of Perca flavescens (yellow perch), 1895 nucleotides long. It is a transcript of the gene tango2, whose product is annotated as transport and golgi organization 2 homolog (Drosophila). The transcript has 11 exons. Gene Ontology annotation, biological process: Golgi organization; protein secretion. Gene Ontology annotation, cellular component: Golgi apparatus. NCBI's taxonomy places the organism in Eukaryota, Metazoa, Chordata, Actinopteri, Perciformes, Percidae. The record is from RefSeq and is a predicted model, not a curated record. The coding region runs from base 295 to 1125 and encodes 276 amino acids.